AGACCUUAGUCAACAACUAGAACAUGGUAGGUACUGGUUUCUCUAUCAGUCUGAUGGCGAAGGCGAACCCAAUUUCAAAUGCACGCCGGCGGGCCGGAACCAAAGCGUUGGCGCUGCAAUUUCCGGGCGGAUGCCUGAGUCUGUUACGAUGGAUCGAUUGUUUUUGCCUGGCGGAGGCCUCUCAGGAGAGGACCGCGAACUUGGGUGUCCGUAAAGGCACGUCCUGGGCUGGGGGAGCUUGAGGUCUUGGGGUAGCAUGAAUCGCUGAGAUUCGGAAGGCCGCGCUGGGCCUGCUUUAGAGGGCGUCCAAGUGAGUCGGAGAGUUCAGUCAUGUUUGUACACGUGAUGACGUGCGCCUUGCGCAAGAACAAGACCCUUCGCUACGGUGUCCCUCUGUUGGUGACAAGAGUUGGCGAGAGCUGCUCCAGAAUGUAAACUUCAACUUGAUUGUCUGCUCCUGCCUCUUCUUAACUGCUGUCAGAUUAUACAGUCCUAGGGCCGUGAAAUGCUGGCACCUGGGUACAGCGGCACCUGUGAACAGUAACACUAUGGCUUGUGUGGAAUGAAGAGCGAAUGGUAGUAGCAAAAGCAGGCAGGGCUGCUGCUUGGGAAGUACCUGAGGCCCCACGUUUGCAGAGGCACCAACUUAUGGAGUCCUGGGACAUAAUAACGUUUCCUCCCAGCUUGAAAAUGAAGUUUGUGGCUCUUGUUCCUAAUGCUGAUGAUAAAUAUCUUGCUUGCUGGCUUUUCUGUGAAAAUCUCCUUGACUUGUAGCACAACCAGAAAUAAAGGAAUAAAUAAUGGCAGAAACGGAAGAUGUGUUUGGUGGAGACUCAGUUUCGGAAUUGCAGGCGGCGUCUCCUGAGGACAAGGGGUGUCGGUGCCGGUGCCGCGCGCCCUCCUGCCCGCCCUCCCCGCCUGCUGCCCGGGAGCUCCGGACUCCGCGGAAUCCAGGUCUCUGGCCUGUCAGGAGGACCAUCGGUGCUGCAGUGGAAGCCAGCGGUUAAGUCUCGUGUAUGGCGUGGUUAAGGUUGCAGCCUCUCACUUCUGCCUUCCUCCAUUUUGGGCUGAUUACCUUUGUGCUCUUCCUGAAUGGUCUUCGGGCAGAGGCUGGUGGCUCAGGGGAUGUGCCCAGCACAGGGCAGAACAAUGAGUCCUGUUCUGGGUCAUCAGACUGCAAGGAGGGUGUCAUCUUACCAAUCUGGUACCCGGAGAACCCUUCCCUCGGGGACAAGAUUGCCAGGGUCAUUGUUUACUUUGUGGCUCUGAUAUACAUGUUCCUUGGGGUAUCCAUCAUUGCCGACCGCUUCAUGGCAUCUAUUGAAGUCAUCACUUCUCAAGAGAGAGAGGUGACUAUCAAAAAGCCCAAUGGAGAGACAAGUACAACAACGAUUCGGGUGUGGAACGAAACUGUCUCUAACCUGACCCUUAUGGCCCUGGGUUCCUCUGCUCCUGAGAUCCUCCUCUCUUUAAUUGAGGUGUGUGGUCAUGGGUUCAUUGCUGGUGAUCUGGGACCUUCUACCAUCGUAGGCAGUGCAGCUUUCAACAUGUUCAUCAUCAUUGGCAUCUGCGUCUACGUGAUCCCCGAUGGAGAGACUCGUAAGAUCAAGCACCUGCGAGUCUUCUUCGUCACUGCCGCCUGGAGCAUCUUUGCCUACAUCUGGCUCUAUAUGAUCCUGGCAGUCUUCUCUCCUGGUGUGGUCCAGGUUUGGGAAGGCCUCCUCACUCUCUUCUUUUUUCCAAUAUGUGUCCUUCUGGCCUGGGUGGCAGAUAGGCGACUGCUCUUCUACAAAUACAUGCACAAAAGGUACCGCACAGAUAAACACCGAGGAAUUAUCAUAGAGACAGAGGGUGACCACCCCAAGGGCAUUGAGAUGGAUGGAAAAAUGAUGAAUUCCCACUUCCUUGAUGGGAACCUGGUGCCCCUAGAAGGGAAGGAAGUGGAUGAGUCCCGCAGGGAGAUGAUCCGGAUUCUCAAGGAUCUGAAGCAAAAACACCCAGAGAAGGACUUAGAUCAGCUCGUAGAGAUGGCCAACUACUAUGCUCUUUCCCAUCAACAGAAGAGCCGCGCCUUCUACCGGAUCCAAGCCACCCGUAUGAUGACUGGCGCAGGCAAUAUCCUGAAGAAACAUGCAGCAGAACAAGCCAAAAAGGCCUCCAGCAUGAGUGAGGUACACACUGAUGAGCCUGAGGAUUUUGUCUCCAAGGUCUUCUUUGACCCAUGCUCUUACCAGUGCCUGGAGAACUGCGGGGCCGUACUCCUGACAGUGGUAAGGAAAGGAGGGGACACAUCCAAGACCAUGUAUGUGGACUACAAAACAGAGGAUGGUUCUGCCAAUGCAGGGGCUGACUAUGAGUACACAGAGGGCACUGUGAUUUUGAAGCCAGGAGAGACCCAGAAGGAGUUCUCUGUGGGCAUCAUUGACGAUGACAUUUUUGAGGAGGACGAACACUUCUUUGUGAGGUUGAGCAAUGUCCGCAUAGAGGAGGAGCAGCCAGAGGAGGGGAUGUCUCCAACAAUACUCAAUUGUCUUCCCUUGCCUCGGGCUGUGCUGGUGUCCCCUUGUGUGGCCACAGUCACUAUUUUGGAUGAUGACCAUGCAGGCAUCUUCACUUUUGAAUGUGACACUAUUCAUAUCAGUGAGAGUAUCGGUGUCAUGGAGGUCAAGGUUCUGCGGACAUCAGGUGCCCGGGGCACAGUCAUCGUCCCCUUUAGGACAGUAGAAGGGACAGCCAAGGGUGGUGGUGAGGAUUUUGAAGACAUGUAUGGGGAGUUGGAGUUCAAGAAUGAUGAAACUGUCAAAACAAUUCACAUCAAGGUAAUUGAUGAUGAGGCGUAUGAGAAAAACAAGAAUUACUUCAUUGAGCUGAUGGGCCCCCGCAUGGUGGAUAUGAGUUUUCAGAAAGCGCUCCUGUUGUCUCCAGAGGUGACAGACAGGAAGCUGACUGUGGAGGAAGAGGAAGCCAAGAGGAUAGCAGAGAUGGGAAAGCCAGUACUGGGAGAACACCCCAAACUAGAGGUCAUCAUUGAAGAGUCCUAUGAGUUCAAGAGUACAGUGGACAAACUGAUCAAGAAGACAAACCUGGCCUUGGUUGUGGGGACGCAUUCCUGGAGGGACCAAUUCAUGGAGGCCAUCACUGUCAGUGCAGGGGACGAGGACGAGGAUGAGUCAGGCGAGGAGAGGCUGCCAUCCUGCUUUGACUACGUCAUGCACUUCCUGACAGUCUUCUGGAAGGUGCUGUUUGCCUGCGUGCCCCCCACAGAGUACUGCCACGGCUGGGCCUGCUUCGUCGUCUCCAUUCUCAUCAUCGGCAUGCUCACAGCCGUCAUCGGGGACCUGGCCUCUCACUUUGGCUGCACCAUUGGCCUCAAGGACUCAGUCACAGCUGUUAUUUUCGUGGCGUUAGGCACCUCGGUGCCAGAUACAUUUGCCAGCAAAGCCGCCGCCAUCCAGGAUGUGUACGCAGAUGCGUCCAUUGGCAACGUCACGGGUAGCAACGCCGUCAACGUCUUCCUGGGCAUUGGCCUGGCCUGGUCCGUGGCCGCCAUCUACUGGGCCCUUCAGGGACAGGAGUUCCAUGUGUCCGCCGGCACGCUGGCCUUCUCUGUCACCCUCUUCACCAUCUUCGCGUUCGUCUGCGUCAGUGUGCUCCUGUACCGCCGGAGGCCCCACCUGGGCGGGGAGCUUGGCGGCCCGCGUGGCUGCAAGCUUGCCACGACUUGGCUCUUUGUGAGCCUGUGGCUCCUCUACAUACUCUUUGCCACGCUGGAGGCCUACUGCUACAUCAAGGGGUUCUGAGCCACAGACCAGGCCUCCAGCAGGGCAGACCUAGGACCCCUCCUGAGAGAAGGGCACUCCCCUCCAGGGACCUCUCCGGGAUCAGCAGCCCUGGAGAGGCAGCUUCGGGACUCGAGCCCCAGGAACUUCACCAGACCUGGCAGUGAACUGAAAGGGCAGAGUCUUAAUCAGUCAAACAAAACGGAGGAAACACCCACCUUACCAAGUAUUUAAUUCAAUACAAACCAACAACAGCAACAGAUCCACUUCCACCCACGUCCCUGACCUAUAGCAAAGAGCAGACCCUUUCACCAUCUUCUAUUUCGCCUUUUCUGAUUAUUCCUGUGCUUCUACUUUCCUUGGGGGCAGGGUUUCUCCUGUCUGUCCAGUUUGAUGCAUCACUGUUCUCUCGCUCAGCUGGUAGGGCGUGAAAAUGAGUCAUAGCCAUGUGGCUGGUUUGGGGUUCUCUUUUCAUUGUAAUCAUUAUUGUGGUUGCUUUCUUUUUCCAUCAGGUUUUGUUCAUUGUUUGUUUGUUCAUUUUGUAUUUUCUUUCUGAGGUUAGUAACAAAGGUGCUGUGAAGGAAUUCAAGGUCUGAGCCAACGGAUAGAGGCAUUAAUUUUUAGACACAUACUCUCCCACUCUUACUGGGUAACAGCUGUUUCUUGCCUCCAUCAAGGUCCUGUUCCCUACAUCCUUUUUUCCUAUGAAUUCUUAAGUAAACUGAUGAUGUUUGGGUGGAAGUAAGUUUGCACGUCCACACAGGGCACUAAAGAAUGGGGUGGGGGUGGGGGUGGCAGUGGCUGGAGCAGGAGGAGCUUUAUAUGCUUAGGUCAAAAUCAAAUCUAAAAGAAAAAGUCAUUGUUCUCUUCCCUGCCCAAGCCUUUCAAAUUCUGUCCCGUGGUGUCAAUGUUUAUCCUUCAGGAAGAAUCACCAAGUGGCAGAUAUGGGACAAAAAUAGGAAUGGUGAUGACAGAGGGCAGCUGGGGAAACAAAGGGACUUUUGCCUUCUUGAGUAUCUUUGGCUUUGAAUCUGAGGCAAGAGAGAAGGGAUGUCCCACUAGUGAGAUCUUUAAGGGGAAAGAUUAUAUUUAAAAUGUCAGUGCUCCUGAGAAAGGUCAGCUGCACCACCUCUCACUGUCUGAUGCACCAUACUAAGAGGUCUGACUACAUUUCUUGAGGUAAUACAAAAACUUAGAGGUUUAUAAGAAAAUAAGGGGCUCUUUCCAUCUCUCUUGGACCCCCAGGUCAUGUUUGAAAGCAUUUUCACAAGAUAGGAACUGGAAUUCCUCAUCUCUCCCACAUUCCUGCUUGUUUUUAAACCUCCUGAAGCUCUUUUUCCAGCCUGUGGGCUAUUUCUUGCCCCAGUAGGAGGAAUCUUAGUUGCCAUAAUAUCAUGGAGCCUGGGUUUAGAGAAAAAGAGAUUGCCGUGCCCUACAGACCUAUUCCCAAUAAAUUUUGAAGGGACCUGGCUUUAAAACACACACGCACACACACACGAAAUCACUACCAAACUGCCCACAGAUCUUUAGGCUUUCUGCAUUGACAUAAAUGCAUUUUUUAAGGGGAAAAAAUAAAACACCUGUUUAAUUUUAAACACAUUUUAUAAGAAAAAAAAUAACUAAAAAAGAAGCAGUGCUCAUGUCAUAAGCUAUGUUGACAGUUGACAGUGGAAAUGUUGGGUUGGUUUAAAAAAAAAUAAAAGCUAUACUUAUAUCUCUCUAAAUACA
Molecule: messenger RNA, 5507 nt
Organism: Rhinolophus ferrumequinum (greater horseshoe bat)
Lineage: Eukaryota; Metazoa; Chordata; Mammalia; Chiroptera; Rhinolophidae
Gene: SLC8A3
Product: solute carrier family 8 member A3
Exons: 11
Coding region: 1017-3800 (927 amino acids)
Biological process (GO): sodium ion transmembrane transport; calcium ion import across plasma membrane; cell communication
Cellular component (GO): postsynapse; axon; sarcolemma
Molecular function (GO): calcium:sodium antiporter activity
Source: RefSeq, a predicted model, not a curated record